Molecule: messenger RNA, 1230 nt
Organism: Armigeres subalbatus
Lineage: Eukaryota; Metazoa; Arthropoda; Insecta; Diptera; Culicidae
Gene: Or1a
Exons: 5
Coding region: 1-1176 (391 amino acids)
Biological process (GO): sensory perception of smell; detection of chemical stimulus involved in sensory perception of smell
Cellular component (GO): plasma membrane
Molecular function (GO): olfactory receptor activity; odorant binding
Source: RefSeq, a predicted model, not a curated record
AUGGCAUUCUUCGAUACCGACGACAUCACAGCCGUGAUGCCAUUUACCCUCUGGAUGUUGAAGAUACUUGGCGUGCGUGGUUCCCGAUCGGACUUCCGGAGGUACCAAUUUGUGGUUUUCUGGAUCUGCUUCGUAACUGUAGGGCCCAAGACGUUUCUGGGAUACCGAGACGAUGUAGAUCUGAUCAUUCGUGGCGUGGCGGAGUGGAUACUUGAGAGUAUCAUCGUUAUUAAGGUGGUAAUCAUCGGUUGGAACCGGAAUGAGUUUGAGCAAAUGCUAGUACUGAUGCGUACAUGGUUUAAGAAAACGUUUGCCUCUAGUUACAUAUCUGAUGAAGCCACACUCCUAGCGGAAUGUAAUCGAGCAAUCGAUCUGUUUGCUAAAGGAUAUUUUACAUACUGUAUGAUAAUGGUGAGCUUGUUCAAUGCUGGUCCAAUGAUUCAAUCAACGUUGCUCUAUUUGAAUUAUGAUCAAAACAAUAGCUCUAGACCGGAGUUCAAGACUCACAUGGAACAGGAAUUCUAUUGGCUGGAUAUUCGGACCAACUUCGUACACUACACAAUCUACUCCGUGUGCGCAAUGGUGUCCUAUUUGCUCUCUUCUUACUUGUGUGCCGUAGAAGCAGUAUAUGUCUACAGCUGCUGCAAAUGUUGCUCCCAUAUGUUCGAUGUGAUAGCAAUAAGAUUGAAAAGUAUGGCUUCAACUAAAUCAACCGAUCAGCUCAGUGGGGAACUUGCCGAUAUCAUAAAAAUGCACGUUGACACGUUUCGCUGCGUUCAGCAUUUGAACGACAUUUGCCUGUUUGCAUUUGCCAUUCAAAUAUUCAGUUGUGUGUUGAUAUGGUGCUCGAUGGCCGCUUACUUAACGAGAAAUGUCGACGCCAAUGCGGUGAAUAUAGUUGUGUUGUUCGUCGUAAUUACCGCUGAAACAUGUGGACUUUGCUUCCUGGGAACACAACUUGCUUAUAAGAGCAUAAACGUUCAAAAUUCUGUUUACGACUACCCUUGGUAUGAUGCACCAAUUGCAAUACGGAGAAGUUUACUUCGAAUGCUACAGAGGGCACAGAAACGCACCGGAAUAACGGCAGCUGGAUUUUGCUUCGUGGACUUUGAGCGUUUCGGUAGUCUUGUGCAGACAUCAUAUUCAAUCUUCAUCGUUUUGAAGGAUACUUUGUGAUUCCUGUGUGGCUGAUAUUUGGAUCUUGUAUUGAUGUAUUCAAUUUCAGAUAAU